This is a messenger RNA of Dovyalis caffra, 252 nucleotides long. The record is from the annotation of a GenBank genome assembly. NCBI's taxonomy places the organism in Eukaryota, Viridiplantae, Streptophyta, Magnoliopsida, Malpighiales, Salicaceae.
AUGAAGCGAAAGAGGAAGUUCAGAUCCCUCACGAAUUCAGGUACGAUUUUUGACACAAGGGUGAUAUCAUGUGCAGAACUGGAGGAUGUGAAAAUGGAAGUGAGAGCCUGCAGGCUGAAGGUGAAAGCCCAACAAACAUUAAAACCAGCUGAAAAGAGUCACAAUGCACCUCUAAGGUCUUUUUCUAAAAGGCUUGAUGUCAUCAUGGACAAUUUUGCUUCCUACCUUGUUUUGGAAGGAAUCUCCCUUUGA